GGGGUGUUUGUGCAUGCAAACAAGCAAGGUCGCACUGGCAAAAAGCAGUAACAAAGAAUAUCUCACAAAUCAAGCAGCGAAGAAUAUGACAGAGUCCAUCUACACGUUCACAGAGGACUUUGAUGUCACUCCUUCCGUCCAAGCAGACUUUGAUAAGAAUGGCUACAUCAUUGUCAGGUCUCUGUUCGAUUCUGAGGAAGUCACGUUACUGAAGGAUGCUCUUGAGUCGGACGAGGGAAUCAUUCGGUACGCCUUCGGCCGGGACGACGGAGAGGGCGGAAAGAUCCGAAUGGUCCUGUGGAACCAGCCCGGAAAUGACAUCACUGGAGUCAUGGCUAGAUGUGAGAAGGUGGCAGGAACAAUGGAGAAGCUGUUAGGAGGAGAGGUGUACCACUAUCACGCCAAGCUGAUAAUGAAGGACGCUCGGACAGGGGGCGCUUUUGUCUGGCACCAGGACUACGGGUAUUGGUACGAGAACGGAUGCAUCUUCCCCGAUAUGGGGACUGUCUCCAUCGCAUUGGACAAGGCUACGCAAGAGAAUGGCUGUCUUAAGGUGAUCCCAGGCUCCCACCGGAUUGGUCGGAUUGAUCACGUGCUGGUUGGUCACCAGAUGGGGGCGGAUGUGGAACGAGUUACAGAGAUCCAGAAGUUUCUCCCCUUGGUGCAUGUUGAGUUGGAGCCGGGUGACGCCCUGUUUUUCCACUGUAACCUGCUCCACUGCAGCGAGCAGAACCACAGCGACAAGCGGCGCUGGGCCUUCCUGGUGGCGUACAACCGGGCCUCCAACAACCCGGUCAUAGAGCACCAUCAUUCACGUUACGUACCAAUGGCAAAGGUGCCCAACAGUGCUAUCAAGAUGUGCACAACUACAACGGAUCUCACCGGGAAGGAUUUCUCCGAUCCGGCAACGGAAGACAUCAAGAAGGUCACAGAGAAGACCCAACGUUGACGACUCUUACCUGCAAUUCACCCAAGCUUCACAAGGGGUCGUUAUUCCCUCCGUGAAACUGAGGGUUUGUUUUUUUCACUGCUGUUUUUAUGUCAGAUGGACGUUUGUCAGCCUGAUAACUGGGGGACGCAUGGAUGGAUUGCUUUGAUAUUUGGUAUGUAAGUAGGAUUAGACAUGACAUGGGAAAGGUAGGAAUUGCGUUUCUGCAGGGCGCUCUAGCGGCGUGUUAUGGUAAUGUAGCAGAACUUCCGGUUUUGAUAAUUUUUGUUCGGGACUUGUUUGGGUGAUGAUAGGUAGCUGUGUAAAAAGCGUAGUAAGGUGUGUAAGUUUUGCCCCCCUAGGGGUGUCCCAUGGGCAGUGAAAGUAAUUCUUGUGUUAGGUUCUGAGAAGGAAUAAUGCAAGCAGGUGUUGAUGGAUCGGAAUGGCUGUGGGUAUGCUGAUAGCUUACGUAAUGAUGUAAAUAAUUGUAUGCUUGUUAUGCAAAUUAGGUGGUAAUUUUCAUAAUGCAAUAGUUAUGUGUAGAAACCUUCUACAGUCAAUGUCUGUGAACAAACGAAUUCAAUUUGGUGAACGCCAGGACAGAUUGAUCUGAUAUUUGGUAUGUGGGUAGGUAUUUGGAAGGGUCAGAAACGUACGUGGCGUUUUUUUGCCUAGUGGCUUUUGACGGUUUUGCAGGGGAUGUUUGUACUUGGAAAAUAUGUAAAAUAUGUAGUGUGGCUAUUCCGUAAUAGUGCUAUAUUUAGGUGAUUACAUCAUGCCGAUGCCAGUGUGGGCUGCAGUUGUGCCCGUCCCCACAGGAAGUGACCCCAAAAUCCAUAUUUGCGGCAAUAGAGGAAAUGGUUUAUAGGAACAGUACAUUAUACAUGAUGGGGUGUACAUGUCCCCCAUACGAUUUGAUAAUCUGUAGACCAAGAAUAAGGGCAAUGAUGAUAUUGUGUACAGGGGCGUAUAUUAUACUUUUUUAAACGGUUGUACAUGUAACACUUACUACCGGUACAUUACAUUGUUGAAAAAAGUCACGUAUUAAAAAGUUUAUGUACGAAGUGGAGCAGGGUUUGUUUUUCACAGUAACUUGUAGUCAUUGAGGCAGGCGGGUUAGUCCGGGGGCUUCAUUCCCGGACCGCCCUUCGACGCGUGCGGACGCGAAACCCCGCCCACCCACAACCGUAACAAGAACUUCGUAAACAAACACCGUAAACAAAUAACUAUCACUGUAUAUACUGUACAACUACCAAUGUAUGUAACUACUUCUCCUGUGCAGAAAAUUCAUCUGUCAUUUUUAUUGUUUACCAUUAAUA
This is a messenger RNA of Branchiostoma floridae (Florida lancelet), 2247 nucleotides long. Its product is annotated as L-proline trans-4-hydroxylase-like. Lineage: Eukaryota; Metazoa; Chordata; Leptocardii; Amphioxiformes; Branchiostomatidae. The transcript has 8 exons. The record is from RefSeq and is a predicted model, not a curated record. Bases 14 to 949 code for a protein of 311 amino acids.